Messenger RNA from Annulohypoxylon maeteangense, 2276 nucleotides. Its product is annotated as ferric reductase NAD binding domain-containing protein. NCBI's taxonomy places the organism in Eukaryota, Fungi, Ascomycota, Sordariomycetes, Xylariales, Hypoxylaceae. Gene Ontology annotation, biological process: iron ion transport; copper ion import; intracellular iron ion homeostasis. Gene Ontology annotation, cellular component: plasma membrane. The transcript has 4 exons. The coding region runs from base 153 to 1943 and encodes 596 amino acids. Gene Ontology annotation, molecular function: ferric-chelate reductase activity. The record is from RefSeq and is a predicted model, not a curated record.
AUACAACAAAGCCCUACUUAGGAGAGGCGCGUCCCCCCCUCAGCUACCCAUAGCUCAUAGCUCAUCGCCUAGCUUCAGUUAUAAGGCAAGCUGCCUCGUCUUCUCACUACUCUUUUACACUUGUAUCAAGGUAGUCUUCUUAUUAGAUCAUCAUGUCGUCGGUAUCUUCGAUUCACCAAGCUACCGCCACGGCAUCCGCCUCCUCGGGCGGAAGUUCUCGCGCAGCAUGGUUACUAGCACGGCAAAAAGUCAACACUAGGUCCGUAACGUAUUAUGCGGCUUCACUCAGUGCCCUUAUCGGGAUCUUCAUCAUCGCCCACUGGCUUCGUUUCACAUUCGUCAAACUUGGCUGGUCUCGUUCACGUAACCCGAUAUUGCUACCUUUCUUUGCUCUUUCAAGAGUUACUAGAAGAAUAUUCGUACGGAGUCUACCCGGGUUUACCUCAGUUGGCCAUGCUGUUCUUGUAACGGUCUAUGUGGCUCUGAACGCCACAUUCGGCUUUUAUAAUGUUGAUUAUAGUGUCUCUGCCAAUGUGGCCUCCCGACUUGGCUGGAUAGCGACGGGAAAUAUGGUCUUCGUAGUAUUCCUCUCACUGAAAAACACACCUUUAGCAUUCCUUACAGCUUAUUCCUAUGAACGCCUCAACGUCUUACAUCGAAUCGCCGGAUACACCACGAUGCUUUGCGUUAUUCUUCACGGAGGCCUAUAUACGUCUUACUUCAUCGGUGCCGGAAGGAUUUCAACCCUUCGAGAGGAAGUCGUCACAGCUGGUAUCAUCUCUGGAUUCACCAUGUUUGGCUCUGUUAUGGCCGGCAUGAUUCUAAGGCGCUUUAACUAUGAACUAUUCUACAUUGUUCACGUUAUCUUAUUUUUCGCCAUCGUUGUCAGCCUAGGUUUACACCGUCCCGAGCUCGAUUCCGAAAGGACACUAUACGCAACUAUAAUCCUUGCUGCACUGUGGUUCGCCGAUCGUCUCAUUCGGUUCUGCCGACUAGUCUACAACAGCGUCAACAACGAGGCCAACAUCUAUGCCCUCCCAGAUGGCGGCACUAGAAUAGUGCUUAAGAAGCCUAUUUCACGCGCCCGACCCGGAAAGCACUGCUACGUCUGGCUACCGAAAAUUAGGACAUUCGAAACUCAUCCCUUCACCAUCGUGGCAAGUGAGCCUUUCGAGCUUGUCAUCAACUCAUACAGCGGUUUCACCCGUGACCUCCACAACCACGCGCUGAAGAACCCUGGCGCAAGCCUCAAGGUCUCAGUAGAAGGCCCAUACGGUACCGUUCCGGACCCUCUGGACUUUGAUAAGGUUGUUUUGGUCGCAGGUGGCUCUGGUGCGACGUUUACAUUUGGCAUAGCGGCCGAUAUGCUUUCACGAAUGUCCGAGAGCUCUAAGCAGCAGAUCGACUUCAUUUGGGCUGUUAAGGGACAUGAUAACUUAACGUGGUUUACGCAACACCUGAAUAACCUCCGCAACCAUGUACACGCACCAAAGAUCGCUCUAAAGGUACAUGUCACCAGACUAGGACCUGAAUCGCUCCGAAAUUCGUCCUUAGAACAACCUGCGUCGGACUCUUCUACUACGGACCUAGGACCAUCUGCUCUCGAGAAAGGCAACGUGGACUAUAUUAGUUCUAGUGGCCCGGCGUCCUCUGCCGCUACCCGAUACGAAUCCGACCGAGAAGAGAAAGACACUACCCGACCCACGGACUUCCCAUCCGCAGCAACGAGCACGACGAACCUCAACUUGCCGAUCAGGCCGGGAAGACCUAAUGCAGAGGCAGAAAUAAGGGAGGCGGUGAGCUCAAUGACUAAGAACCAACGAGUUCUUAUAGCUUCAUGCGGACCCGAUAGCUUGACCAACAUUGUCCGGAACGUCGCGGCAAGCUGCAUCAGCGUCGACGGCCCUGCAGUCGAGGUCCACUGCGAGCAGUUCGGCUGGUGAUCUAAUUCACUUUUUUUUCAUUUAUACGAAGCAUCACGAGUUAGUUAAUGGGACCUGUUUCACAUUGUGGAUGGGAUGAUCAGCGGGCUUUUUUAUGCAGUGUGGGUAGACGGCGUUUCGGAGUAUAUAUGUCUAUGAUGUAUGUAUAUCAUGUCGCUUUUGAGUCGACUAUCGAACUAAGGGAUCGGAGAGGCGCCCGUGGGGAAAUUCCAUCAUACCCUAGAAGAGGAAAAGUAGAAGAUAGAUGUGGAUGCUCAGCUACCACCAAACCAGGUAUAUAGGACUAACUACCUAGUUACUACCUACACUAUACCAUACUCAAAUAGAAAGGAG